Molecule: messenger RNA, 1979 nt
Organism: Lymnaea stagnalis (great pond snail)
Lineage: Eukaryota; Metazoa; Mollusca; Gastropoda; Lymnaeidae
Source: the annotation of a GenBank genome assembly
AUGGUUGGGAGGGUGCUCAACGAGACGAGUUUCAUGGGCGUCACGGUAAUGGGGCGUCGUGCGCCAAUGUGUAUGACCUUGACAUGUUAUCUUUUAAUGAUUUUCGAAGGUUUGCGUAUGUCUGCGCAUGUUUGUGUAUGUUUGUGUAUGUUUAUGUAGGUUUGAGUAUCUUGAUGUUUGUUUGUUUAAGUUUGUGUAUGUUUUUGUAUGUUAGUGUAUAUUUGUGUAUGCUUUGUAUGUUAGUGUAUAUUUGUGUAUGCUUUGUAUGUUAGUGUAUAUUUGUGUAUGCUUUGUAUGUUAGUGUAUAUUUGUGUAUGCUUUGUAUGUUAGUGUAUAUUUGUGUAUGCUUUGUAUGUUAGUGUCAAUUUGUGUAUGCUUUGUAUGUUAGUGUAUACUUGUGUAUGCUUUGUAUGUUAAUGUAUAUUUGUGUAUGCUUUGUAUGUUAGUGUAUAUUUGAGUAUGCUUUGUAUGUUAUGUAUUUUUGUGCAUGUUAGUGUAUAUUUGUGUAUGCAUUGUAUGUUAGUGUGUAUUUAUGUAUGCUUUGUAUGUUAGUGCGAUUAUUAGUUACCGGUUUUGUAAAAUGUUUGUAAUUUAAUAUAAAUCAUCUAUAUUUCGUUCGUAUUCGAGCGAUGUCUUUGCGUUAUCUAAGGAGUGUAUCUUGGAAUGUUAAGCAUCGGCAACUGACAAGGGGACACAAAUCCUAUCAACGCUGAUUCAAACAUUAUUAUUUACCUUGUCUUACUGAACACAACGAUGGAUUCUCUCAACGCCCUUGCAUCUUUUAUUUCUCCUCUAUGGCAUUAUUAUCAAUUCCAUGUAAUUAUUUUGGAUUAAUGACAUGCAAUAAUUUUAAUUAGCAUUUAAAUUAAAAUUAUAUUUAGUCAUGUGAAGAAAUUUGUGAACCUGAUCAUCGAGUUAAAUUGUUAAAUAAUAAUGGAAUCUGUGUAGUUUUACUUGAAUUAAUUUGAUAUUUUCUAGUUACUUUGACCAAUGUGAUCGUAAUGUGUGAGUUACUUUGACCAAUGUGAUCGUAAUGUGCGAGUUAUUUUGACCAAUGUGAUCGUAAUGUGCGAGUUACUUUGACCAAUGUGAUCGUAAUGUGUGAGUUACUUUGACCAAUAUAAUCGAUAUUUACUAGUUACGUUGACCAAAAUAAACUGAGACUGCUCAGGAAUCUUUUAAAUUCAUUUCGACAUUUCUUUCUGUCUAAGGGUAGAGUCCAGUUCUCAAACGGUGACAGAAUUGGGAGCAUGACGUUGUUACAGAUGAGACGUGAGUCCUAGCCACUUACCUCUACCAUCUUCUUCUUCUACCUCUACCAUAUUCUUCUUCUACCUCUACCAUAUUCUUCUUGAACUGUUUAUUCUCACAUCAAAUUGCAGCUUUCCCCCAAAAAAUAUUUAAAAAAUUUAAUUUUAAAAAAAAGAAAGAAAAAAGCCUUUUAUGUCUCUUUAUUUGAAGAUCCUAAAUUAUGAGCUUCUUGCAUUUACUCGCAGAUGGUAAAAUGGUCAAGGUCGGAGAGUACCACGCAAUGACCGACACGCUGGACUUGAGUGCUGGUGAACCCGUCAUGUGGCGAGGUAAGAUUGCCGUCUUUUGAUUGGUCAGAAGGGAUCGUUGACCGUCAAGAGCAUUUGAUGGAACUCUCCUGAUUUGGAGAUCUAUUAGUUCAUGCCAUAAAGUACUUACACUGUCUAUGUCCUUUUGGCGAAAGAGAAUCGCAAAGUGUGUAUCAACCGAAACUUAUGAAAUUGAAGGUUUACAGCUAGUUAUAAGUAGACAUAGAGUUAGGUGUAUAAAAUGUAUUUUACAUUAUCUUGUGUCGUUGUAUGUAAAUAAAUUACAUGAAUUUGAUUUUAAUAAUCUGAACAAACGAAGGCUAAUUUAAUAUGUCCGUGUUUCUAACGUUCUGUAACGUCUCAGACGGCAAACCUCCUGUUGAUCGCAGUAUAAAGAUAGACGAGCUGCGUCACGUGUCC